Messenger RNA from Cydia strobilella, 657 nucleotides. RefSeq lists its product as uncharacterized. The coding region runs from base 1 to 657 and encodes 218 amino acids. The transcript has a single exon. The record is from RefSeq and is a predicted model, not a curated record. Lineage: Eukaryota; Metazoa; Arthropoda; Insecta; Lepidoptera; Tortricidae.
AUGGUUUUGCUCAGCGCGUCGGCUUGCGGACUACGUAAAUUACUUCUCGUAUGUGAGAACUAUGCGACUGCGCAUGGCCUUAGGUAUAAUGUUACCAAAACCCAAUACAUGGUGUUUGAGCCGAGAGGAUACAGGAUAGGGGAGGUACCUCCAAUACAAUUAAAUGGCACACCACUGGAGAGGGUGAAUGGUUUCAAAUACUUAGGCCAUAUUGUUUCAUCUGAUAUGAAGGAUAAUAUGGAUAUAGAGCGGGAACGGAGGGCCCUAUCUGUGAGGGCUAACAUGAUCGCACGUAAGUUUGCGCGCUGUACAAAAGCAGUUAAAGUUACAUUGUUUAGAGCCUAUUGUACAUCUUUGUACACGUGCAGCUUAUGGGUGUGCUAUACGCAGAGAGCCUAUGGAGCCCUCCGGGUCCAAUAUAACAACGCGUUCCGGGUGCUGGUGGGGCUGCCCCGCUUCUGUAGCGCAUCUGGGAUGUUUGCGAUGGCGCGUAUGGAUUGCUUUUACGCGACCAUACGCAAGCGAUGCUCAUCCCUGGUGCGCCGGGUGCGGGCCAGCCCCAACCCCAUCCUGCGCUCUAUUGCGGACAGGUUUGACUGUCCAUACUUGAGGCACUGCUGUGAGAUGCAUGUUUCUUGCAGCCCAUAUUUUGUGUAA